This is a messenger RNA of Armigeres subalbatus, 786 nucleotides long. RefSeq lists its product as uncharacterized. The coding region runs from base 1 to 786 and encodes 261 amino acids. The record is from RefSeq and is a predicted model, not a curated record. The transcript has a single exon. Lineage: Eukaryota; Metazoa; Arthropoda; Insecta; Diptera; Culicidae.
AUGCAGCAGUUCUGGCAAAUAGAGGAAGUUCCGGACGUUCCUAAAUUUUCUAUCGAAGAAUUGGCAUGCGAAGCCCACUUUUUGUCCUAUCAACGGGAUGAGAGUGGCAGGUUUAUCGUGAGACUUCCAUUCAAAGAAAAUUCUGACCAGCUAGACGAUUGUCGCGCUCUAGCACUGAAGCGGUUUUUAUUGUUGGAGAAGCGGCUCAUCCGCAACCCCGAUCUACAAUCGCAGUAUGUGGAAUUCCUCCGGGAGUACGAAGCUCUUGGACACUGCCAUGAAGUAAAUGAAGACGACGAUCCAUCGAACCAACUAGCGUACUACAUGCCGCACCAUGCUGUCCCAUCAAGUACCACAGUGAAAUGCCGAGUUGUGUUCGACGCUAGUGCCAAAUCAUCUUUAGCGGAGCUGUCCCUGAACGAUGUGCUGCAAGUCGGACCUGUGGUACAGAAUGAGCUACAUUUCAUCGUUCUACGUUUCCGAAAGUUCAAAAUAGCAUUUUCCGGAGACAUAUCUAAAAUGUAUCACCAGGUAAUACAUGCGAAGAAAGAUCAACGAUUCCUAUUCAUCUUCUGGAGACCUCACCCGUCGCAACCGCUGCGGGUCUUGGAAUUGUGUACCGUUACAUACGGUACAGCAUCGGCACCGUUUCUGGCCACACGGUGCUUGGUGCAACUAGUUGAAGAAGACGGCAAAGCUUUCCCAAUCGCUUCGCGCAUCGUAAAGGAAGAAACAUACAUGGACGACAUACUUUCCGGUGCGGAUUCGGUGGUGGAUGCCAAGUGA